Melampsora larici-populina 98AG31 is the source of this 1245-nucleotide messenger RNA. RefSeq lists its product as uncharacterized. The transcript is spliced from 10 exons. Lineage: Eukaryota; Fungi; Basidiomycota; Pucciniomycetes; Pucciniales; Melampsoraceae. Gene Ontology annotation, molecular function: homogentisate 1,2-dioxygenase activity. Gene Ontology annotation, cellular component: cytoplasm. The record is from RefSeq and is a predicted model, not a curated record. Gene Ontology annotation, biological process: L-phenylalanine catabolic process. The annotation marks the transcript as partial.
GGGUUCGGAAACAACUUUGCAAGCGAAGCUCUUCCCGGCGUUUUACCCGUUGGUCAGAAUAGUCCUCAACAUGUGAAAUAUGGUUUAUAUGCGGAACAGCUGACCGGCACUUCCUUUGUGGAGACCCCAAGAGCAAAGAAUCGAAGGACGUGGAUGUACCGGAUCCGCCCGGCUGUGGUACAUCAAGGCUUCAAAAAGCUACCCACCAAUCCUGAUCUCGAGGCAAACUUUUCAACGCUCAAUCCCAAAGUAUACGUCUCACCAACGCAACUGGCUUGGAGGCCAUUCCCCAUCCCUGAUUCAACAGGAGAGAAGCGAGUAGAUUUCGUCGAUGGAUUAAAAACCAUAGCCACAGUACAUUCUGACACCUUCAUGUGUGGACAUGCAACCAAACUUUAUUCCAAUAUGUUCAAUUGCUCUAUGGGCGAAAGAGCAUUUGUUUCGACCGAUGGUCAUUUGCUCAUCGUCCCUCAACUCGGGACACUGAUAGUCCAGACUGAACUAGGGAAGAUGAGUGUACCUAAUGGGAUGAUUUGUGUAGUUCCACGCGGAAUUCGGUUCAAGGUGCUUUUGUCGGAAGGUACCACAACUGGACGUGGCUACAUCUUCGAAAGCUUUGGAUCAGGCUUUGAGCUACCUGAACUUGGACCACUAGGACAUUCUGGUCUGGCAUUGGAACGCGACUUUGAAUAUCCAAUCGCUAGCUUUGAGGGAAGAUCAGAUUAUGGUCAAAAGGAAUGGGAAAUUGUUUACAAAGUUCAAGGAGAAUUACAUAGCUGCCGACAAUCUCAUACUCCAUUUGAUGUGGUGGCAUGGCAUGGAAACUAUGCGCCAUUCCGUUAUGAUUUGAGUCGAUUCGUGAAUGUUGGUUCCAUUUCGGUGGAUCAUAUCGAUCCUUCAAUCUUCUGUGUGCUCACCUGCCCAUCUGCCAGUGGAGGUAAGCCGCUGGCGGACUUCUUGAUAUUCAGUCCGCGCUGGGAUGUUGCCAAUCACACAUACCGACCGCCAUAUUAUCAUCGAAAUUGCGCUUCUGAAGUGAUGGGACUCAUAAGAGGCGCGUAUGGAGGUCGCUCAGAUGGCUUUCAACCAGGAGGUCAGUUUGUAUAUCUUUCUUCAUCGUUUUGCUGCACUUUAGGACUAGACUCUCACUACAAAAAAUUUAAUGUAUGCCGUACAGAUUUCAAAAAUGAUUUUAAUACAAAAAUCAGAUCACACAUUUCAAAACUAAUCUCAUUACAAAAAUAA